This is a messenger RNA of Aspergillus homomorphus CBS 101889, 2642 nucleotides long. Its product is annotated as Zn(II)2Cys6 transcription factor. Gene Ontology annotation, cellular component: nucleus. The coding region runs from base 205 to 2433 and encodes 742 amino acids. The transcript is spliced from 4 exons. Gene Ontology annotation, biological process: regulation of DNA-templated transcription; DNA-templated transcription. Gene Ontology annotation, molecular function: zinc ion binding; DNA-binding transcription factor activity, RNA polymerase II-specific; DNA binding. NCBI's taxonomy places the organism in Eukaryota, Fungi, Ascomycota, Eurotiomycetes, Eurotiales, Aspergillaceae. The record is from RefSeq and is a predicted model, not a curated record.
AAGCGUCUCAACAAUCCCUUCCAGAUCACACCAUCUACAGUUCCCACACGCACUCAUUACCUGCAUGGUAUCUCAAAGCCAAAUCGCGACGCGUCGCUCCAAUAGGCUAGUCUGCCAGCAUUGCUAGGAUGGAAAUGCUGCUUUGAAAUCUGUCUGGCCAACUGAGUAUCUGAAGUGAUCUUUGCACUUGAAUGAGCGUUCCUCAUGGAGCAAGACGAAGGAUCUUCCCCGGUCGCGGGAACGCCAGGGUCGAGAGCGAAGGCUCGUUCAGACCAAUUGAUGAAACGCGUGUCAAGAGCUUGCUUGCACUGCAGGCAGCGUAAAUCAAAAUGUGAUCUAGACAGCAGUGGCAGUCCUGGUGUGCCGCCCUGCCGGCGUUGUAUUCGCGAUAAUCGCGAGUGUGUACUGGGAAGCUCCAACCGAGGCGGACGCCGCAUUCGCAAAAACAAAAUGCAGAAUUUCACCCCGGACAGUAUAACAUCAGGCCGGAGACACUCUGUCAUAGAAGCAGCAAGUCCCUCCAAUCCAGAGAACCACCAGGCAACGGUUUCGGGAUCGUACCCUGGUCCGCUCAUGUUUGUUCCCCCAGACCCACCAACAGCGACUUCAAUCUCCGUGGACGAUGAAGACACGGCUUCGAUCGGCUCCGUACCUCGGAAUCCCUCUGACGCAUGGCAGUGUUUGACUGGCAUUGCGAAAAGAGGCGCGGAUGGCCCCAGUCCGGAGUUCAGAGCCGAAUCUCUUCGUACAAGCUCGAAUGGCUUCACGGGAUUCAGUGCACUCCAGAACGGCUCUGUGAGUGACUUUCAGCCAACAGAUGGCAUCAAAGCAUACCGUCUUGUACAAUCACGAUCUCUAGAUACAGGAACAGUAUGGCAGCUAGUCCUUCGAUAUGCCGAGCACUUCCACCCGUACCUCCCAUUGGUUCCACGGAAAUACUUUGAGCGAAGCGCACUGGAUACGUUCGCCAACAAUGAGAAGCAUCUCCUCACCGCGGUCCUGACUAUUGCAUCCAAGGACUUGGUAGAGCGACCGGAGAUCCACGAGUACUGUUCUAAGUACAUGCACGAAUUGAUAUCUGGGAUUGCCGCCGGCGCUGACUGCGACGUGGAGGCUGUAGAAGCGUUACUUCUUCUAGCAGAAUGGGAACCCCAAGGCCUCCGACCCCGGAUAGAGAAAGUUGGCCGUGGAGAGGAGGACCGGGCUGCUUGGAUGCAUGUUGGUCUUGCUCUGCGAUCUGGCUAUUUCCUCGGGCUGGACCGAACAUCAUUUCGAGGGGACUCAUCCGGGGACACAGAGACGGAGGCUCGGAGGCGAUUAGCAUGGACCAGUUGCUAUGUGUCAGAUCGAUUAAUUUCUGUCCGCAUCGGACGAGCUUUCUGGUCCCGAGGACCGGGGCCAAUGACCGGUCUCGUCAGCCAGGAUUUCCCGUCGCUUCAACCAGUUAACGAAGGUGAUGAGGACUAUGCAAGGAUCUUCCAGGCCACACUGGACCUUACUCAACUCUAUAACAAUGUACAUGAUGUGCUAUAUUCCGGGAUGCGAACGAGCAACCAGAUGAUGCUCAUGGGCGACUACGUGAAGUACGUUGACGACUUUCGACUUGCAAUCCUGCGAUGGAAAUCUCGUUGGGGCUCUUUACCGUGCUCUACGCCGAUGAAGGUCACACUGCAGCUGUCUUACGAAUACUUGAGACUUUACACCAACGCCUUUGCUUUUCAGGCAGCUAUUUCUCAAUCCUUGGUCUCCAAGUUGAAGAACGACGACCAGUCCCAAAGAGAGUACUUGCGGGCAACCUUUAACAACGUAGCUUCGAUGCAGGAUGCUCGAUUUAUUUACGAGUCAGUGGAUGCUGCCAAAGCUUACCUGACUAUACUUGUCGACGUGGUCCACCCGGAGAAACAUCUCCACUUCAUGCCGCUGCGAUUCUACCUAUAUGGGAUCUAUGCUGCGGUGUUUCUGUACAAGGCCCGCUCGUUCGGUGUCAUGAUGUUCUCCGAAGAGAUGAAGGUGCGAGAUCUUGUCACUCGGACAACGCAAGUUUUGAGGCGAGCCAGUGCCGGGCCUGACGAUAUUGGGUCACGGUAUUCGCGGCUUCUCGAGCUCUUAUGGCAACAAAAAUCGAUUCCAGCUGCUUCGCCAGCAGGAACGCACCAAGAAAGUGAGAUCUUGAUGCAAAACAAUAGCAGCACACUGCCGCACCAGACAUCCAACCCCAACGAUCAUGUGCACUUUAGCCCUGCGAACGACUUUUCAUGGCUUGAUCUCGAGGCUGUUGGGGACUUUGUCUCAGGCGACCAGAUGUCGGGAACGAACACGCUCCCACUAAUCACAUUCCAGAACCCUGAUCUAUUCACUACAGGACAGGAUCGACCCCAGACAUGGCAGGUACCGACAUGGUCGGGCGACAUGAGCAGUAACCUUCUGUUUUAGAAGAAUCGAGGAUUGCCGAAUGGCAGCGAGUGUGAUUGCAAGGCGGGAAUGAUUUGACGCGAAAUGGGCAUUAUUGACGCAAUGGAGGCCAGGGCACCGGGGUAUAUUUCCGUAUUGGGCCUGUACGGGCCGUAUCAACCAGCUUUACGACUUACACACAGGCUUGACCACCGCCGCCCGUCCGUUUCCUUCACCCCCACUGUUCAAUG